CAGGCGGCGGCGUGCUGCGUCACUGCGCUUGCAUACGCUGUAGUCUUGACAACAAGUCUGCGAAAGCGGGGCGGCAGGAACUAAUGAGCGGGACGUUUGAAAAGCAAUCCUGGACUGUGUGCUGUGUUAUGAAAGUCGGUUGUGUCCUGCUGGGAGUUGCAGUUUUGUUGCGGGAGAAUGGCAGGCACGGACCCACGAAACCGAGAACUGAGCCUUAUGGACAAGCAGAUCUCCAGCUUGCUUGAGAUUUGCUUGAACUCCAAUCUCUAUUCCAUCAAUUUACAUUGCAAUCAAAUAUCCAAGAUUGAAGGACUUCGACACCUCUGCUACUUGCAACAUCUGGACCUUUCAUCAAAUCUCAUAACUAAGAUUGAAGGGCUUGACUCUUUGGCAUCUCUGCAGAGCCUGAAUCUGUCUUGUAACAAACUGACAAGAGUAGAAGGGUUGGAAAAGCUAUUUAAUCUCAAGAAGCUGAAUUUGUCAUAUAACAGCAUACAAGACCUUACAGGUUUAAUACCCCUUCAUGGAUGGAAUCAUAAACUGAGCCACCUGUAUCUUCAUAGUAAUUGCAUAAAUAGCAUUGAUGAAGUGCUCCAGAGUACAGUUGGAUUGAACUGCUUGCUUCAUCUUACACUGGAGCAGAAUGCAAAAGGAAACCCUGUUUGUCAUGCUUUAGGAUACAGAGAAAUAAUCCUGGAGAACUUGCCCCAGUUAAACUCCUUAGAUGGGUUAGACAGGUCUGGUGACCCAGUCACAGCACAUGAGGUGGAUUCAAUGGAUUUAGCAAAUCUGGACUUUUUGGAAUACCUUAUAACUUUUGACAGUGGGAGGAAAGAAGUGAAGGAAUCAUUGACUGGACCUGUAAAAACAGCUCGAAUUGAUGAGGUUCUAACCAAGUACCGAAAGCAUCGCGAUUCCUCAGAGGCAAUCAACUUGAAUACAGAUGGUACAUCGUCAUCUGAGCAUGAUGUUGUCCGGUUCCAAGAUAACAGCAACAUGUUGCGUGAAAUGAGAAUUAAGAAAUUGGAGGACCAGAUUUCAGAACUGCUUGUGAAGGCUUCCUGCCCAAAGUCAGAACAGACUAAACUAAAAGCAAAGCGAGAUACUGAUAUCACUACAGAGAGUGAUUCUGAAAGUACAAAGGAAAACAGAAAGGGUAGUACAACAAAAAGAACCCCUGGGUGCCAUAAAACCAGCCAGACUUCUAAGCAGCAGGCCAACCAGCAGUUGAAGGGCAGAACUUCUUACAGUGAGUUAAAACAGAAUGUAUCAAGGAAACAAUCCCUUUCCAAGAGAAAAACAGAUAUUGAGACUAGUUUGUCAUCUGGGCGAACGGACACAGACAGUACAGGACAGAUACUUGGAAAACCUCAUGCUAUAGGAGGCAGUCUAAAAAAGAAAGGGGAGCUUGUCAGAAAUUCAAUAGAGGAAUCUACAUAUAGGGCUCUUGUGCAAGAACUGGACCAAGAACGAGAAAGGAGGUGGAAGGCUGAGCAAGUUGUCCUGAAGUUAACAGAAAAUAUAAAAGAACUACAGAGCCAGGCCAAAGAAGAAAAGGGCAUUAACAGUAUGGCUGUCUAUACAACUGAUAGGAUAAAAGAACUGCUUUUAAAGGAAAAAAAUGCAAAAUCCAAACUACAGGAACUUAUUCAUCAUUUGAGAGAAGAGAAUGAAAAACUUAUGGAUGAGCUAAAGAAACUGAAAUGCAAAGAGGAAGACUAUCAAAAAGCUUAUAAAUCCAUGGAAGAUACAUUAGCUAAACUGGAAACACAAAACAUACAGAAACAGGCCCUUGAGAUGAAACAAGUCCAAGAAACUGAACGUAAGGUAUCUGCUUCCCAAAGAGAAAUAGACUUGCUCCGUGUCGCUCUUCGUCAGCAAAAAGAAAAAGUUAAUCAGCUUCAUGAAGUGCUUACGUCAAAGGAGCAAUUGCAUAGAAAGGAACUGGAAUCAAGAGUUGCACUUAAUGGGCCUGAAUUCCAGUAUGCAUUGGCUCAAGAAAUGGCCAAGGAAGAACAUCACCAUAGUCAACAAAUACAUUCAUUUCAAGAGAAGAUUAAUUUGCUGACGCAGCAGUAUGCUGACCUAGAAGAUGAGUUUCGUGCUGCUUUGAUCAUUGAAGCAGAGAGAUUUAAAGAGGUUAAAGAUGGUUUUGAUAAUGUGGCCUCAGAGUUGGCUGAGCACAAGGAGACUGUUCAUCGCUGUCGGCAAAAAGAAAAGCAAUCGGCAACUUUAAUGCAGGAGCUGACUACCAUGGUGAAGGAACAAAAAGCAAGAAUUGCAGAGAUCACCAAGGCAAAACAAGAAAUCAUAAGUGAUUUAAAAAGUAAAAUACACUCUCUGGAAAAAGUGGCUGAAGAGGGAAGACAGAAAACUGUUCAGACUGAACUUCUUAAGAAAGAAAAAUCAAAACUGAUUUCACAGCUCACUGCCCAGGAGUCAUUGAUAGAUGGAUUAAAAGCAGAGAGGAAAAUCUGGGGGCAAGAGCUAACACAACAAGGUGUGUCACUUGCCCAGGAUAGAGGAAGACUUGAAGCCAAAAUUGAAGUUCUUUCUAAUGAGAUUGAAAGUUUGAAAAAGCAGAAUGAACGUGAUGCGGACGCACUCAGGAUUAAAACCAAAAUUGUGGAUGAUCAGACAGAAACUAUAAGGAAACUGAAAGAGGGUCUGCAGGAGAGAGAUGAGCGAAUCAGAAAACUGCGAGAGGAAAACAUUGAGCUUGAAAAAGUUCUUCGAGAACAAAGUGAUGAACGUACAGCACAACUGGAAGAGCUGAAACAAAAGCUGGAAAGGCAGACUGAGAGAAAGGAGGAAGUCAAGCAACUUCUAGAGGAAAAAGAAGCUGAGCUGGAAGAUGUAAAGAAAGCUUACAGCGCAAUGAAUAAAAAGUGGCAAGAUAAAGCAGAAUUACUAAGUCAUCUUGAAACACAAGUCAGACAGAUGAAAGAGAAUUUUGAUGCCAAGGAAAAUAAGCUGAUUGAAGAGAGAGACAAAAGCCUUCAGUGUCAGAAGGUGAUCACGGAGAAGCUUCGAUCUGUGGAUGACGCAUUUCGGAGGCAGCUAGAAUCUGUGCUUUCUGCCCACCAGGCUGAGCUGAUCAAGCUGGCCAGUGACAAGCAAAAAGAAAUUGAAGCGGCAAAUGAAAGAGUUUACCAAGUGGAAGAAGAAAUGCGCCAUCUUUUAAAAGAAACCGCUAACAGUAAAAAAAUCAUGGAGGAAAAAAUAAAACGUCUUACCGGCGCUCUAAGUGACAUCCAAAAAGAAUUUUAAUUUUUUUUUUACUUUUUAUAUACAAUAAUUUAAUACUAGAAUAUUCUGUAUAUAGCUGAACCCUUCUUGAAAAAGCACUUGUCUUAUCUGCUGUUAAUCUAUUUAUAUAUGUAGGUAUAUAGAAUAUGAAUUUUGUGUCAUUUUAAAUUUUAUUCUACUGAUAUUUGCAAAAACAUGAUUUUUGAUAAUUACCGUCAUGGGUCUGACAAUAUCUGCUUUCUACAUAUAAGUGGACAUGUUAAAUAUUUGCUUUAGUCAGAUUAAUAAUAAAUACUUUUUAAUAC
Molecule: messenger RNA, 3554 nt
Organism: Xenopus laevis (African clawed frog)
Lineage: Eukaryota; Metazoa; Chordata; Amphibia; Anura; Pipidae
Gene: lrrcc1.L
Product: leucine rich repeat and coiled-coil centrosomal protein 1 L homeolog
Cellular component (GO): cytoplasm; centriole; centrosome
Source: RefSeq, marked provisional